Molecule: messenger RNA, 6032 nt
Organism: Xiphophorus hellerii (green swordtail)
Lineage: Eukaryota; Metazoa; Chordata; Actinopteri; Cyprinodontiformes; Poeciliidae
Gene: lrp5
Product: low density lipoprotein receptor-related protein 5
Biological process (GO): nervous system development
Molecular function (GO): protein binding
Source: RefSeq, a predicted model, not a curated record
CUGCCUUCUUCUCCGUGCGCGAGCUCGACAGUCCAAAGUAUAAAGAAGCGCGAGCGUUAUUAUCAGUGGAAAAAAGUAGAUUCUGUAUGACCUGCCGCGCGCGGACAGAAGCAAGCUUCCUCCUAGCUAUCUGUCGCUUGUGAUACAGAACUACAUGUCCAUCAGGAUAAACGGACCUCUUUCCAACUUCAGGAGUAACCAUCUUAAAAUGGAGUGGGAAUUAUGGAUUUAAAGCAGAGAGGACUUGAAAUGGGUGGUCUGCUGGCAGAGCUGCUGCUCUGGAAUUGCCUGCUGAUGGCGGUUGAUGGCUCCCCCCUCCUUCUCUUUGCCAACCGAAGAGAUGUGAGAUUGGUUGAUGGUGAUGGUGUGCGGGGCGAGUCAGCCAUUGUUGUCAGUGAACUUGAAGAUGCAGCCGCAGUGGACUUCCUGUUUGAUGAGAGCCUGAUCUUUUGGACUGACGUCAGUGAGGAGGCCAUCAAACAAACCCACUGGAAUCAGUCGUUCAACCCUCUUAAGGAGGCUUUGGGAACUGGUCAAGCAGUGGUUGUGUCUGGGCUGAACAGUCCUGAUGGGUUAGCCUGUGACUGGCUGGGGAAGAAGCUCUACUGGACAGACUCAGAGACCAAUCGGAUUGAAGUCGCCAACCUGGACGGCACCUCCAGGAAAGUCCUAGUUUGGAUGGACUUGGACCAACCCAGGGCUAUUGCCCUUAAUCCUGGACAAAGAUACAUGUAUUGGACAGACUGGGGAGAGGAGCCUCGGAUAGAACGCGCUGGCAUGGAUGGCAGCAGCAGGAAAGUCAUAGUGAAUAAGAACAUACACUGGCCCAAUGGUCUCACCAUAGACCUGGUGGAGGAGAAGUUGUACUGGGCUGAUGCCAAGCUCAGCUUCAUUCACAGAGCCAACCUGGAUGGAUCUGUACGAGAAGCAGUGGUGGAGGGCACCCUGACUCAUCCUUUUGCACUAACAUUGUCUAAGGAGACGUUAUACUGGACUGACUGGCAGACUCGCUCCAUCCAUGCCUGUAACAAACACAGUGGAGACAAAACCAGAGAGAUCCUCGGUGGGAUUUAUUCUCCAAUGGACAUCCAGGUUCUGGAGCCUUAUCGACAGCCUUACAUUCAGACUCCGUGCAGCAACAAUAACGGAGGCUGCAGUCACCUCUGCCUGCUCUCUCCGCUCCAGCCUUUCUACAGCUGCGCCUGUCCGACGGGAGUCCAGCUUAAAGCAGAUGGAAAAACAUGCAAGCCAGGUGCAGAGCAGGUUUUGCUGCUGGCUAGAAGGACAGACCUGAGGAGAAUCUCACUUGAUCUGCCAGAUUUCACUGACAUAGUGCUACAGGUUCAUGACAUUCGACAUGCUAUAGCUAUAGACUAUGACCCAGUUGAAGGUUUUGUCUACUGGACAGAUGAUGAGGUUCGGGCCAUACGACGAUCUUACAUUGAUGGCAGCAAUGCCAUGAUACUGGUUACCAUGGACAUCAACCACCCAGAUGGCAUUGCUGUUGACUGGGUGGCCAGAAACCUUUACUGGACUGACACCGGCACUGAUCGGAUUGAGGUUACCAGACUAAAUGGAACAUCACGAAAAAUUUUGAUUUCGGAGGACCUGGAGGAACCCAGAGCCAUUGUUGUGGAUCCUGUUAAUGGUUUUAUGUACUGGACAGAUUGGGGUCAGCAUCCUAAGAUUGAGAGAGCAAACCUGGAUGGAACAGCUCGGGUGGUUCUGCUCAACAGCUCUCUUGGCUGGCCCAAUGGAUUAGCCAUAGACUACACAGCAGGGAAGCUUUACUGGGGAGAUGCUAAAACUGACAAGAUAGAGGUGAUCAAUGUGGACGGCAGUAACAGGCAGACCCUGCUGGAGGACAAGCUGCCUCAUAUCUUUGGCUUUAGUCUGCUGGGUGAAUACAUCUACUGGACCGACUGGCAGAGCCGCAGCAUUGAGAGGAUCCACAAGGCCACCGCCGUGCGAGAGAUCAUCAUUGAUCAGCUGCCAGAUUUAAUGGGGUUAAAAGCUACCAAAGUCACAGAGACCCACGGUACAAACGACUGUGCAGAGAAUAAUGGUGGGUGCAGCCAUCUGUGUUUUUGGUGUGAGCAGGCAGUCCGCUGUGCUUGUCCCAUGGGGCUGGAGCUCCUCUCAGACCUCCGGACCUGCGUGGUGCCGGAGGCCUUCCUGCUGUUUACCAAUAGGGACAGCAUCAGGAGCAUUUCUUUGGGCACAAACAGCAACGAUGUGGCCAUCCCUCUGACAGGAGUCAAAGAGGCCUCGGCUCUUGAUUUUGAUGUUUCAGAAAGGAGAAUUUACUGGACAGACAUACAGGCCAAGACCAUCAGCAGAGCAUACAUGAACGGCAGCUCCGUGGAACACGUCCUAGAGUUUGGACUUGACUACCCUGAAGGCAUGGCCAUUGACUGGAUGGGUCGUAACAUCUACUGGGCGGAUACUGGCACUAACCGCAUUGAGGUGGCCCGCUUGGAUGGCCAGUACAGACAAGUUUUGGUCUGUAAAGACCUGGAUAACCCACGCCUGCUGGAUAACCCACGAUCUCUAGCUCUGGAUCCUGCCAAUGGCUACAUGUACUGGACAGAGUGGGGUGGUCGUCCCCGCAUAGCCAGAGCCUACAUGGACGGCAACACCAUCAGUACGUUAGUGGAUAAGGUGGGCCGUGCCAACGGACUGACUAUUGAUUAUGUGGAGCAUCGACUCUACUGGACUGAUUUGGACACAUGUAUGAUUGAAUGCACCAACAUGCAAGGCCUUCAGAGGGAGAUUAUCGUGGAUGACCUUCCUCACCCCUUUGGACUCACUCAGUAUAGGGACUUCAUCUACUGGACAGACUUCAACCUGCGCAGCAUUGAGCGGGCUGACAAACGCAGCGGGCUGAACCGCACCGUGGUCCUGCAGGGUCAGCUGGAGCUGAUGCUGGACAUCCUGGUGUUCCACUCCUCCCGUCAGGAUGGGACCAAUGAAUGCUCACAGAACAAUGGGAACUGUGGCCAUCUCUGCCUGGCCACUCCUGCUGGGGCUCAGUGCCGCUGCGCCUUCCACUACACCCUCAACCCUGACGGGAAAAACUGUAGUUCACCUUCAAGUUUCUUGCUCUUCAGCCAGCGGGCCAGCAUUAGCAGGAUGGUGUUGGGAGACCAGAGUCCGGACAUAAUCCUUCCCAUUCAUGUCACGAGGAACGUCCGAGCUGUGAGCUACGAUCCGCUGGAGCGCCUGGUCUAUUGGCUGGAUGGACGGCAGAACAUACGAAGGGCCAGAGAUGAUGGCACCAUGUCUUCAAUCAUAGUUAGCAGUCCUGCUCAACAAGUGGAUAACCAGCUUCAUGACCUGAGCCUUGACCCCUACAGUCGCCACAUUUACUGGACCUGUGAGACCACCAACACCAUCACAGUUCAGAAGAUGGACGGUCGCAUCGUCGGUGUGGUUGUCAAGGAUGAUACUGAUAAGCCAAGAGCCAUCGUGGUCAACGCAGAAAAAGGGUACAUGUACUUCACUACUGUACAGGAGCACUCUGCUAAGAUUGAAGGAGCGAGUCUGGAUGGAACAGAGAGAGAGUCCUUGUUCUCCACUGGUCUGAUUAGACCUGUAGCUCUGGCUCUGGACAACAAGCUGGGAAAGCUGUUCUGGGUUGAUGCUGACCUCAAACGCAUCGAGAGCAGCGACCUGACAGGGGCCAAUCGCAUUGUCCUGCAGGAUUCCAAUAUCCUUCAGCCGAUGGGGCUGACAGUUCUGGGGGAUCAUCUCUACUGGAUUGACCGGCAGCAGCAGAUGAUCGAAAGGGUAGAUAAACUGACUGGAGAGUUCCGCACACGCAUUCAGGGACGGAUAUCAUACCUGACAUCUAUCCACGCAGCAUGGGAGAUGGACCCAUCAGAGUUUGCAUCCCACCCUUGUUCCCGAGACAAUGGAGGCUGUUCUCAUAUCUGCAUUGCAAAGGGUGAUGGAACAUCAUCCUGCUCCUGUCCCAUGCAUCUGGUUUUACUGCAAGACCUGCUGCACUGUGGAGAGCCCCCCACCUGCUCCACAGAGCAGUUCACCUGCUCCACAGGAGAAAUUGGCUGUAUCCCCAUGGCCUGGCGUUGUGAUGGCUUCCCAGAGUGUGAUGACGGCAGCGACGAAAUGCACUGCCCCAUCUGCUCUGCCUUCCAGUACCAGUGUGAUGAAGGAAACUGCAUCGAUGCUCAGAAACGAUGUGAUGGAGAACCUGACUGUCCUGAUAAGUCUGAUGAGCAUGAAUGCGACACUGUCUGCCCUCCCAACCAGUUCCGCUGUGGGGACAACCAUUGCAUCACUAAGAAACAGCAGUGUGACAAUUACUCAGACUGUCUGGAUGGCUCUGAUGAGCUGGCUUGUGAUUAUAUUUCUCCCUCCUCAAGCUUCAUUCCCAGUAAUGAAACCACCAACCCCAUUGGACCAGUCAUUGCCAUCAUUCUGCUCAUGUUUGUGAUGGGAGGAGCGUGCUUCGUCUGUCAGCGUGUGGUGUGUCGGCGCUACAAGGGUCCUAAUGGGAGCUUUCCUCAUGAGUACAUCAGUGGGACACCCCACGUGCCUCUCAACUUCAUCAGCCCCAGCAGCUCCCAACAUGGCACCUACCAAGGGAUCUCCUGUGGAAAGUCCACCCUGAGCUCAGUCAGCCUGAUGGGCAGCAGCAGCAGCGGAGCCCCUCUCUACGACAGGAACCAUGUGACUGGAGCUUCAUCCAGCAGCUCCUCAUCUACCAAAGGAGCCUUCUACCCAAAGAUCCUGAACCCUCCUCCAUCUCCGGCCACAGAUCGGUCUCUUUACAACACAGAGAUCUUCUAUUCCUCCAACAGUCCAUCUACUACCAGAUCAUACAGGCCCUACCAUCCAGUCCAUGGAGGGGCCCCUCCUACGACCCCCUGCAGCACAGACGUCUGUGACAGUGACUACACCCCCCAUCAUCCCCCUGUGGGCAUGCCGCUGUCGGGGGGGCGCUGGAAGGCCCCGGGCCACGCCGCUCACGGCAAACCUACUAAAUACUACAUGGACCUUAACUCAGACUCAGACCCCUACCCUCCACCCCCUACCCCACGCUCUCAGUACAUGUCUGCUGAGGAAAGCUGCCCCCCGUCCCCUUCCACUGAACGUUCCUACUUCCACCUGUGCCCCCCUCCUCCCUCCCCCUGCACCGACUCAUCAUGACCCUCCAACCGCCCGGUGGAAUCAAAGGGAUGAAGUGGACUCACUUCUUUGUUCUGAAAUAAACUAAUGUGCCAACAGUCAGCCUGACAGGUGGAGGGGUGGGGGGGCUGUCUCAUACCUGCCACUUUAUAUGAACUACAAACUAGGUGAAGUGCCUUCCUCAAGCUCCGCCCAUCCUCUAUCUGAUAUUCCAAUCGUCCUCAGGAAGGCUCCUGUUGAGCCCAUGGCCUGAGGAGAACUGCUGAGGAGCUGUUGGAGUUUUGAGGUGAUGCCUGCUUUGCCUCAAGCCUCAGAAAAGAGACGAGGAGAGAAUUCAGCCCGCAGCUCCUUCCUCCGGUCCCUGGACCUGUUUUUCCUGACAGACCCUGACCUAGCCAUUUCUUCCUUUAACUCUUCAGUGUGGAAAUCUGAACUGAGCAGCUGAAGAGAAGAGGUCACUGAGACUGAAGCCAAGCCACUGGCCAGGGCCUCUGCCCCCCUGCUCUUCCUGCCCCCCUGGCCCUCUGGCCCCAGCAUUUCACCACUGUCCUGCUCCUCUGUCAGUGUUGGCAGACAUGGCAGCAGCAGGAAGCAUUAGGCUGCUAACAGGAAGUCCACCUGAGUCAUAUUUUACUGAUGGAACACAAACACCGUCCCUUGUGUUUUUCAUUCCCUUCUUCUAUUCUUCAAUCUUUCUGUGCUCCCCCGUUCCUUCCUCAUAUCCCUCUGUUCUAUUCUUUCUCUCCUCCUUUUCUCCCUUGUGUUCAUCCUUCUGUCUUUCCAUAUACAGUACAGACCAAAAGUUUGAGCACACCUUCUAAUUUAAUGGGUUUUCUUUAUUUUCAUGACUAUUUAUAAGGCAAGAAAUCCCACUUAUUAAC